Staurois parvus is the source of this 391-nucleotide messenger RNA. The record is from the annotation of a GenBank genome assembly. Lineage: Eukaryota; Metazoa; Chordata; Amphibia; Anura; Ranidae.
GAUCAUCAGUACGCUGUGUCCCUUGGACACAGCGGAUCACGGAAAGAGCAGAAGAUGUCGGCUCGGUCAUGUGAUCAGCUGUGUCCAAUCACAGCUGAUCACAUGGCACUGAUGAUCAGUGUGCCCUGAUGAUCAGUGUGGCCCCAGAAGUGCCACCUGUCAGAGUCCAUCAGUGCCAGCUGUCAGUGCUCAUCAGUGCCACAUGCCAGUGCCCAUCAGUGCCACAUCAAUGCCACAUAUCAGUGCCCAUCUGAGCUGCCCAUCAGUGCAACCUACCAGCGCCUCCUCAUCAGUGCCACCUACCAGUGCCUCCUCAUCAGUGCCACCUAUCAGUGCCCAUCAGUACAGCCUAUCAGUGCCCAUCAGUGCAGCCUCAUUAGCGCACAUCAGU